Hibiscus syriacus is the source of this 767-nucleotide messenger RNA. RefSeq names its product ubiquitin carboxyl-terminal hydrolase 3-like. Lineage: Eukaryota; Viridiplantae; Streptophyta; Magnoliopsida; Malvales; Malvaceae. Gene Ontology annotation, biological process: ubiquitin-dependent protein catabolic process; protein deubiquitination. The record is from RefSeq and is a predicted model, not a curated record. The coding region runs from base 33 to 740 and encodes 235 amino acids. Gene Ontology annotation, molecular function: cysteine-type deubiquitinase activity. The transcript has 10 exons. Gene Ontology annotation, cellular component: cytoplasm.
CUUACAAAACUCAGAAACCACUAGCUAAGAAAAUGGCAACUCCAGAAGAAAGUCCUGCUGCUAAGAGAUGGCUUCCUCUCGAAGCUAACCCUGAUGUCAUGAACCAGUUUCUAUGGAAUCUGGGUAUACCAGAGACUGUGACAGAGUGCUGCGAUGUUUACGGCUUGGAUGAUGAACUCUUAGCAAUUGUUCCUCAGCCUGUUCUUGCUGUGCUUUUUCUUUAUCCAAUAACUUCUCAGACUGAAGAAGAGAGAUUGCACCAAGAUAAUGAGAAAAGGAAUGUUAGCAGUAAAGUUUAUUUCAUGAAACAAACUGUGGGAAACGCUUGUGGAACAAUUGGGCUUCUUCACAGUGUUGGAAAUAUUACAUCAGAAAUCAAGCUCCAAGAGGGAUCCUUUUUGGAUAGGUUUUUUAAAUCUACAGCAACCAUGGAUCCGUUGGAGCGUGCUGCGUUUCUUGAGAAAGAUGUGGAAAUGGAAGUUGCUCACUCGGUAGCAGCUUCUGCUGGUGAAACAGAGGCUUCUGACAAUGUGGACACUCACUUUAUCUGCUUCACAUGUGUUGAUGGGGAACUUUAUGAACUUGAUGGAAGAAAGUCUGGACCAGUAUCCCACGGUCCUUCCUCGCCGAGUAGCUUGUUGCAGGAUGCUGCGAAAGUGAUAAAGGGGAUGAUCCAGAAAAAUCCAGAGUCGCUCAACUUCAAUGUCAUUGCACUUACGAAGGUGGCAGCUACAGUUUAGUCACCAAUUCAAAACUGUUGCAGCAUA